AUGGCCGACACGCUGCUCGAGCAAACGAGCGACCGCGCCCUGCUCCGCGACGAGCUGAUGAGCCUCCUCACCGCGGGCCGCGACACCACCGCCAGCCUACUCAGCAACCUCUUCUCCAUGCUGGCGCGCCACCCCGACACGUGGCGGUGCCAGCGCCAGGAGAUGGCCUUCCUGGCCGGUCGGCCGCCCAGGCACGAGCAGCUGAAGGAGCUGCAGUACCUACAGUGCUCUCUGAACGAGUCGCUGCGGCUGCAUCCGCCCGUCCCGAUCGGUGCGCGGGCACGAUGGUCCUCUACGAUGUCUACUCCAUACAUCGGCGCGGGGGGCUCUAUCUACGGGUCGGAUGCGGCGGCGUUCCGGCCAGAGCGGUGGAAGGACGGGCUGCGCCCGGGCGAGUGGGCAUUUUUGCCUUUCAGUGGCGGGCCCAGGGGCUGUUUGGGGCAGCACUAUGCUUUGGCGGCGGUCGAGUAUGUUACUGUAAGGCUGGGGCAGCGGUUUACUGGGUUGGAGGAGAGGGAUGGGAGGCCCUGGCGGGAGGAGCUUGGGUCGACGCUGUCGUCGCGGGAUGGGGUGUGGGUUGGUUUGAGGGAGUGA
This is a messenger RNA of Aspergillus uvarum CBS 121591, 594 nucleotides long. Its product is annotated as cytochrome P450. Bases 1 to 594 code for a protein of 197 amino acids. Lineage: Eukaryota; Fungi; Ascomycota; Eurotiomycetes; Eurotiales; Aspergillaceae. The transcript is spliced from 2 exons. The record is from RefSeq and is a predicted model, not a curated record. Gene Ontology annotation, molecular function: oxidoreductase activity, acting on paired donors, with incorporation or reduction of molecular oxygen; monooxygenase activity; iron ion binding.